Neodiprion virginianus is the source of this 4912-nucleotide messenger RNA. RefSeq names its product ubiquitin conjugation factor E4 B (gene Ube4B). The transcript is spliced from 8 exons. The coding region runs from base 250 to 3579 and encodes 1109 amino acids. Gene Ontology annotation, biological process: protein polyubiquitination. Gene Ontology annotation, cellular component: ubiquitin ligase complex; cytoplasm; nucleus. The record is from RefSeq and is a predicted model, not a curated record. NCBI's taxonomy places the organism in Eukaryota, Metazoa, Arthropoda, Insecta, Hymenoptera, Diprionidae. Gene Ontology annotation, molecular function: ubiquitin-ubiquitin ligase activity.
UACAUGCUCUAAGGGGAUAGCUCAGCUGUUUCGAACAAUUGACGUUGUGUCCGUGAACUGUAAAGAAUCGCUAAUCUACCGUCUAAACGCAAACAGAUGUGGAGUGACUGUCCGAAUUUCUGACACAUCUCAACAGCUACGGAUACGGAUUUUGCGAAGCAGAGAUUUUGUACAUUUAUAUAAGUAGUAAUUAGAUUACGGCCUACGAGGUGUAGAGCGCGUUUCACCGGGAAUAGAAGAGAUAUCGCCAUGAGCGAAUUAAGUCAAGAAGAGAUGAGGAAAAGGCGGUUAGCCCGCCUUGCAGGCCUGGAAACCAGUAUUUCCACUAAUAGUUCAAAUAGUGGAACUGGAUCGAUUUCUCCUGGCACUCCGGGUCCCUCAAGAUCGUCUUCUGGUCCAAUAAUGUCACCUCCAACACAGCAGUUACAGCAUCCAGAACAUCCUAUGGAAGUUGAAGACAGCAGUGAAAAGCAGUGCAACACUUCUGGCGUCGAUGUAGAUUCUGGAAUUGAAAAUAUGGAAGUAGAAGAAUCUGAUCGCAGAGAAUUGGCACCACGCUCCAGGACAACGAGUUCCAGUACAGAGGUAACAGUUGACCAAAUUCACACAGUGGUCUCACGCGUCCUCUGUGUUUCAUGGAAAGAAUCUACGGAAGGUGCAAUAUUUCUUCCUCAAACAGCAGCUAAUGCCUUGGAGCAUGAACUCUCAGAUGUUACUGAUAUUGCUAAUCAGGCCCUGAUGGAAGUGCUCUGCAUGUUCUCUCGAGGCGAAGAUCCACUGAAAGAAAUAACAUCGGAUGCUUCUUCCGAUCGAGAAGGCAGUCCCAGCAGCCAAGCAAGCCCUUUGCUGAGCCCUGUUGUUACUCUACCUUCCUGUCCUGUACCCACACUACCUCUACCCACUGCUGGCAAGUCUCAGCAGCCAAAAAGUCUUAUUUAUUUAUUUGAAUGCUACUCCAGAGUUGCUGUAGAAGAACGGAAUCAUCCUAAGAGAUGUAGCACACCUCCUCUUUCUGAAGUGUUAGCCACACUGCGGGCUCAGUGUGUGCAACAUGCAAGUUUAGUUCUACAAGGAUUGGUUGGCAUCUGCCAAAGUGUAAUACCGUCAACGCCAUCCCCGUCACUUCUCUAUCCAGUGCUAUCGCAAAACCUACCUAGAGGUUUCCUGCAUGAACUUGUGGCUAGAACUCACUCUAAUCCUCACGUGUUCACCAAGAUUUUCACCCCGUUACUCCAAGGCUUCUUUCUCUCUAUGCAGCAAGCAAGCCUGAUUGGUAACACUCACCGCCGGCCAAUCGAGGCCUUGGAAGAACUAAUUGAGAUACGCUGUGGAUCCACUGGCAAUAUUCGUCCAAUUUGUCAGUUGAUAACGCACCAAACCCAGUUUUUACCUGACGUUUUGACGACUGCAGUUGGAAGAGAGCUUGCCAGAACAUCAUUCUUAGGGCCUUUCCUUUCCGUCUCCGUAUUCGCAGAGGAUCAACCCAAGGUUGCGGAAAAAUUUUUCAGCGGAAAUCCUGCAACAGAUAAGUCAAUAAAUUUAACUCUACAGCAGGAGCUUGAAAGCACUAGAUCGUCGCUUCACAAAAUGUUCCAUGCAAUUCUUGCAAAUAGUAGUAGCUGCCGAGAAGCUACACUGGCGUAUCUAGCAGCUCUUCUUCGACACAAUGAAAAACGUGCUCAAAUUCAAACAGAAGAAUUUGCCCUUGCAGGAGAUGGUUUUAUGCUCAAUUUGUUGUCAGUUCUCCAGAUGCUUGCUGUCAAGAUUAAGCUCAACACGAUAGAUACGCUGUAUCCGUUUCAUCCUUCUAGUUAUGUUGAAAUAAAAAAUGAUACCAGAUUAAAGCUCAACUCACAGGAAGUGACAGAGUGGCUUGCGAGCUUGGAGUCAACGCACAAAUGGACAGAGGCAAAGUUUCCAACUCAAUGCUGGUUUUUAACUCUUCACUGUCAUCAUCUGGCGCUUUUGCCAGCUUUGCAAAAAUAUCAAAGAAGAUUGAGAGCUCUCAGGGAGCUACAGAAGAUGCUGGAUGAACUACAGGCAACUGAGCCGCAGUGGAAAGAUGCUCCUUUUGCAGCGCACAACAAGGAGUUAAUGAAACGAUGGAAACAACAGUUGAAACGACUCGGUAGAUCAAAAUCUUCCGCUGAUGCUGGAUUGAUAGACCAAGUUCUUUUAAGGCGAUCUCUUCACUUUUAUACGUCUGUUGCCGACGUUCUGCUCGGUCUUCUUACCCAGAGACCUGCUGGUAGUGAAUUACCUACCCUUCCGCUUCCUCAACACGUUCCACCUCAAUUUACUGCCUUACCUGAAUGGUAUGUCGAAGACAUUGCAGAAUUUUUGCUCUUUGCACUUCAAUUCAGCCCCACAGUAGUGGCCAAUAACAUGGAUAAUUCGCUGAUUACAUGGCUACUAGUUGUGAUAUGUACGCCACACUGUAUUCGCAAUCCAUACUUAAUUGCUAAAAUUAUUGAAGUACUCUUUGUGAUCAACCCCAGUGUUCAGGGGAGAACAGAAACUCUACAUGACCAAGUGAUGGCACACGAGAUAUCAAAGACUUUCUUGGCAUCUUACCUUAUGAAGUUUUAUACAGAUGUAGAAACAACUGGUUCCAGCUCGGAAUUCUAUGACAAGUUUUCGAUCCGUUACCAUAUUAGUUUGAUAUUGAAAUCCAUGUGGGAGAGUCCUGUUCAUAGAGCUUCCAUCGUCAACGAAAGUAGAAGUGGAAAGCAAUUUGUCAAGUUUAUAAAUAUGCUGAUGAAUGACACAACGUUUUUAUUGGACGAAAGUUUGGAAUCUUUAAAACGAAUUCACGAAGUGCAGGAACUUAUGUCCAACACUGUAGCAUGGGCUGCACUACCUCAAGAUCAGCAACAAUCUAGAUCAAGACAAUUAACGGCCGACGAACGUCAGGCGAGAUCUUACUUGACUCUUGCAAAGGAAACUGUUGCCAUGUUCCAUUACUUGACUGUAGAUAUCACAGAACCAUUUUUACGUCCUGAAUUGGUCGGUAGACUCAGUGCCAUGUUGAACUUUAAUUUGCAACAGCUUUGUGGGCCGAAGUGUAAAAAUCUAAAAGUGAAAAAACCAGAAAAAUAUGGAUGGGAACCAAGAACAUUGUUAAGUCAAUUAGCCGAUAUAUACUUGCAUCUAGACUGUGAUAAUUUUGCUGCUGCUCUGGCUGGGGAUGAGCGCUCAUUCUGCAAAGAGCUAUUUAAUGAUGCUGCGGGUAGAAUGGAAAGGACUGCAAUUAAGACUGUGACUGAAAUUGAGCGGUUUCGAGCUCUAGCAGAACGGGCAGCUGCUAUUGCAAGGGAUAAUCAGGCACGUGAUGAGGAUUAUGGGGAUGCACCUGAAGAAUUUCGUGAUCCUCUCAUGGACACGCUUAUGGAAGAGCCUGUCAAACUUCCAUCUGGUAUCGUCAUGGACAGAGCAGUGAUCAUUCGUCACCUACUCAAUAGCGCUACAGAUCCAUUUAGCCGUCAGCCACUUAGUGAAGACAUGCUGACACCUGUCCUGGACUUAAAAGAAAGGAUCUCUGCAUGGAAACAGGAGAAGAAAAAGUCUGCAAACAUGUAAGUGCUACUAAGAACGUGAUGAGUUAUUUAAAAUUUGAAGAGGAAUUUGAAGAGGAAUUUGAAGAGAAAAAAAAGACAGAAACGAAAAGAUAGAAAAAAAACUUUGUCACAUUAUUCGUGCAAAUAAAUACCAGGUGGUGCAUUCCAUCGGUUAAAUAAAUGCCGCCCUUUUACGUGAACGUGACUACAGUGCAAUGAUCUGUGCAGCUGUUGCGCUCAAUGAAAUUAACAGUUUUCAUACGACAAAAACACUGACUGCAGCUAGGAAACUGCCAAUAUUAAUCCAAGCGUGCGUUUAUAUUAGUUUGUAAAUAAAGAAACAAAUACUGGCUAUGUUGUCAGUGUACAAAAUUCAAUUUUGUUCAUAGGUUUAAGUGAUUUUCUUCGUAAAAUUCAAAUACUAUACAUACGUGCGUACAUACAUAUAAUCUUUUAGUACCGAAUAAAUUCAUAAUACUUAUCCGAAUAAGACAACCAAGUCUUUGACACAGGGUGAUAUUGAUUAUGGCAUUGUAUACAUUUGAAAAUAGAACAAAAUACCUACUUCGUUAUAUAAAUUUAUAUAAAAAAAUAAGAAUUAGUUUCGGAAGAUUCACCGUAAUUGGCAGUAGACAUUUUCGGCAUGUGAAACACGUCAGUAAUCUGUUUACGAAACCCUAUUACUAAUCUUUAAGAAUAAUUUGACGUACGAAAGACAGAGAAAUGAAAGUAUUAGUUCUAACUCCCAACUAUUCGCAUGGAGUAACUUCCUGCCGGUGAUAUUCAGUGACCAUUUUUUUUUCUCUCAAGCUCUGCACUCACUGUAUGAAAAAUAGAUUUAUUGAACCUGUUGAACAAUGAGAUAUCCGUCAUUUGUCGAUAUAAAUAACAAAUAACAACCGAUAUAAGUAAAGAAGAAAAACUAUUGACAUACUGACAGGCUUUUAUCAAUAAAUAAUAUGUGAAUUUUUUCAUUUCUAUUGCAUGAAUCUAAGAAACUCUGUGAAAGGGGGAAAGCAAUAUAAAUAAUACAACUAAAUUGUCGCUAAAUAACGGAACAUACAAUGAAAGACAAUUUUUAAAGUUACAAUCAAAUGUAUAUACUUUGGAAAGUUUUCGUUAAUAAUUUAGAUCAAUUAUAUUUGCUAAUAAAUUUUAAAUAAAAAUCAAUAUGUAUUCGACUUAGGCAAAUAAAGAUCUCACUACCACUGAUCAUAACUGUUAGCACUUUGUUACAUCUGUUAUAAUCUGAAGUGAUACAAGUGGAUCGUCAAUAUUUGUCUAUACUAGCCAAUCAAUGCACGAAACAGAAUAAACGAUGUGUGCCAGCUGCAAUUGGCAUUGACUAUUUACGA